Molecule: messenger RNA, 390 nt
Organism: Penicillium soppii
Lineage: Eukaryota; Fungi; Ascomycota; Eurotiomycetes; Eurotiales; Aspergillaceae
Exons: 3
Coding region: 1-390 (129 amino acids)
Source: RefSeq, a predicted model, not a curated record
AUGAGUUCUACUAGGAGUGUACCCAGAUUAUUCCGAAAGUUCACUGCACCUUUUGUCGCGUCGCGCACGUUCCUAAUUGAUAAUCUGGUUGUGACCGUGUUCAAGGAUUCAAGUUUCGACGGGGCCGCUACGGCGAUGGUUAGGGACUAUUUCAAGCGGUGGGCGGCCACUGCAGCGCAGCAGGAAGAAGGCAUCGGCCCGGGAAGGCCCGGGAAUGUCGAAACGAUACUUGUACUGUUUGUGCGCCUGAUUCGGGGGGAUUGGAAGGAGUAUGACCCGUACGAGGAGGGGGAGAGGUUUGACGGGCAACAUGAGGCGAUUGAGGGGUACACCAUGGAAGAUGUAGGAUGGAUGCAGGUUUCGUUUGAUGCUCAAAAGUUCUUAGGGUAA